CCUAAAUCUCUCAAUCUCUCAAACUCUCAAACUUCCAAAUUCCUAAACUCCCAACCUCGCAAACCUCCCAACUCCUUACCUCCCCAAAUAUCACUAUACCCCAACUAAAAAUCCACCUCCCAAAUUUCUAAAAUAAAAAACCCCCUCUAAAAAGAUGCCUAUCAUAACCAAAGAAUCGUCGAAUCACAUAUCCGUUACAAUGGCGUCAGUCCGAGGGCUUGGCGUCCCGUCAAAUUGAUUGACACCAAUCGGUCCGAGCAAACGAGGAUUUGUCUUGGUUCGGUUGAAAGUACCGUUGUUAAGAAAUUGCAUAAUGCUGGUUGCCCGUUUCUAGACGGGUCGUCGAUCAGACCCAUCUCGUCUGAAUUUCUUUGCCGGCGCAGGUCGGUAGCCACAUUGACCAUCGUCUGGUGACCAGAUUCUGAAGAGUACCGUAAGGAUAUUCACGUGUUGGUAAAACAGAGGGGGGUUGUGGCCGGUCAACGCUCCUGCACUCCCUGUGUAAUGUAUAUAAAGCAUCAGCUUCGAACCUUGCUCACGUCAGAUCAACGGUAGACAUGAUCGGGAAGAUUGUUUUCAUACUUUCAGCUUUGGGCCUCGCCACCGCACAGAUACCCAGUCUGGGUUUCUGUCCGGAUUAUGUGCCCAUGGCUAACUUCGACAUGAAUAAGUUCUUGGGUGUCUGGUACGAGGCUGAAAGAUAUUUCCAACUGACAGAAGUGGUAUCGCGUUGUGUCAUGACAAACUAUACAGUAGGUCCUGAUGGCAAAUUCAAAGUCAGCAAUCAAGUCACAAAUAGAUUCACCGGAAUCAAGAGAGUCUUAGAGGGCGAAAUAAAGAAAGCUGCUUCGAAAGCCGAGGAAGGAAAGCUGACCGUCAAAUACACGAUACCACUGACACCUGAAACUAAGUACUCUGUUCUCGAAACGGACUAUGACACUUACGCUGUUUUGUGGAGCUGCUCCGGUAUUGGUCCAUUCCACACGCAAAAUGCCUGGGUCAUGACCAGAGAGAGAUUGGCUCCAGGCACUGUCUUGCAAAAGGCUUACGCUGUGCUGGACAAAUACAAAAUCUCAAAAACCUUCUUCGUAAAAACGGACCAAGAAGACUGCGUCUUCCUAGAAACCCCAGUGAAACCUGUGCCAGCCGCAGCAGCGCCCUCUACCGAAACCAAACCUCAAGAAUCACCAGAGACAAACGAAAAUGUCCGAUCCGCCAUUGUACCCGACGCCCCACAAAUAAUCAUCGACACCCAAAGCGACGAAUCCAGCAAACCUCAAGUUGAAACAGCUCAAAAAAAAUUAGUGAGCGUUCCUGAACGAAUCGUAGAAGUAGCCGAAUCCGCAAAGGAAAAUUUAGAAAAGAAAGAAGAGAAAGAGGCUACAAAGGAGAAGGCGGAUGAAAAGGUCAAAGACGCCGUGAAGACUGCUUGAAACUAGAAAUUUUCAAUUCAUCUCAUUUAUGAAAUUUUUUGUACUCGGGCUCGUAGCGGUUGAAACCAGUCUCGCCCGAGUAUUUCGUUCUCAUUAUUCUUCAUACCUUCGAGAAUUCUCAUUUUCAUGGUUUGUGGGGGUGCUUGU
Molecule: messenger RNA, 1580 nt
Organism: Megachile rotundata (alfalfa leafcutting bee)
Lineage: Eukaryota; Metazoa; Arthropoda; Insecta; Hymenoptera; Megachilidae
Product: apolipoprotein D-like
Biological process (GO): lipid metabolic process; response to reactive oxygen species
Cellular component (GO): cytoplasm
Molecular function (GO): pigment binding
Source: RefSeq, a predicted model, not a curated record